AUGAAAUGUACGAUGAUAAUGAUUAUUUUAACGCUACUGCUAUCGACGGCGGUGGAAGCUGGGAAAUUACGAACUGCCAAUCAAGUGAAGAGUACAACACAUGCUAAUCUUCGCAAGACUACAAAACGAAACAAGAUUGCAGUGGCCAAACCUUCCACUCCUGUGGAUCGUAGAAGGGGCUCUCGCUCUACAAAGAGGAAGCUCAAGAGCAAGGAGAUUUGGCAUUCACUAGGCCAGGGAGGUGAUGGCGUUGCAGCUGGCAACGUUGGAUGGUCCCUCUCCUUGUCCAGCGACGGGCAUACAGUCGCAGCUGCCACUCAGUUCAAAGCCAACGCCAAGUUUGGUCACGUGGACGUCCUUGGCUGGAACGGAACCGCUUGGAAUCGGGUUGGCAACCGGAUAGAAGGGGAUCCCAUGUCAACUGUAGAGUCGGUAUCUCUUUCCGGCGACGGAAGACGAGUUGCCAUUGGAGAACCAGCCUCCAACGACUUUCUUGGUUGUGUCCGAGUUUUCAAUUUGAAUGAUGACACUUGGUUCCAAAUGGGUGAAUCGAUUCGAAUCGAUGGCGGCGAGGUGCCGACUCGUCAAUUGGUCUCGCUUUCUAGCGCGGGAAAUGUGCUAGCGGUUGGUGCACCUGGUGUAAGCACUUUGCAUCGCAAUGGUCAAGUUCGUGCCUUCUCAUGGAAUGGAUACGAUUGGCGUCCAUUGGGCCAGCCAAUUGAAGGAAAGCACGAUCACGAUCAAUAUGGUUGGUCCCUCGCUCUUUCCGCCGAUGGACAAAUACUUGCAACCGGAGGGUACAACGCCGUCAACGAAUCGGCAAAUGUCGGUGUUUAUGAAUUGACUGAUAACCUCUGGGUCCAAAUGGGAUCCGACUUCCAAGCAGCCAUGACAUCCGAUUCCUACACAGUGAACUAUCUUUCUCUCUCCAGUGAUGGAAAGACAUUUGCACUCGGAGAACCAGGAGAUCCUACCAAGGGCCAAUAUGCUGGACGUGCCCGUGUCUUCCAUUUUGAGCAUGAACGCUGGGCUCAAAUUGGGCAGGACAUCUUCACAGAGUCUAAAGGGAACCAAGAUUCUGGUCAAUUUGGAUACUCCAUAUCACUUUCCAGCCCGGGGAAUAUGUUGGCAGUCGGGGGUCCUACUCAUGCGUCAAACCCUCGUACUGUUGCCUCUGGCCGGGCCGUCAUUUUCAAAUGGAGCGGUUCUGCCUGGACUCAGAUUGGACAAGCCUUUGAUGGGAGUGACGACUAUCAGCAUCUUGGAUGGUCUGUUGCCCUUUCCGAUGAUGGCAAUACUUUUGCCAUUGGAGAAUCGUUCGCUCGUGGUAUUGGCCAUGUGAAAGUCUACCAGAUUCCAAUUUCAGCUACAAGUGUCGGCAGCCAAGGAGAUUUACAUUACAAGACAUGGAAGGGCGACCGCUACCAGCAUCAUGGGCAAUGCGAUAUGCUGUUCAUCAAGGAUGAUAACUUUGCCAAUGGCCGAGGUUUGCAAGUUCAAACUAGAACGAAGAAUGUUCGUUUCUGGAGUUUCAACCGUGCGGCUGCCAUUCAGAUUGGAAAUGAUACACUCGAGAUUGAAGGCACCAUCGAACCCAAUCAAGGGGGCGAGGGAAAUCGCUACUGGAUCAAUGGAGUAUACCAGGGUCCCUUGAAGACUCUUGGUGGUUUCCCCGUCAAGAAUCAAAUCCGAUACCGCACGAGACGCAAUUUUAUUGUUGACUUGGAUUCGGUCUAUCCUAGUCAGAAGAUCGUCUUAUCCACUUGGAAAGGGUUCGUCCGAGUGGAUAUACAGAACGGUACCUAUGAGUCCUUUGGCAAAUCUGUUGGAAUGUUGGGAGACUUUACCACUGGCAAGACCUUGGCCCGUGACGGAUCUACUGAAAUGCAUGCCUUUUUCGAGUUUGGAAGCGAAUGGCAAGUCUUGCCAACGGAAGGAAUGCUCUUCCACAAUUUGGCUGAGCCACAAUUCCCGAAAACCUGCAUCCUUCUCGACAAUCCUCGAGGCAACUUUCAUCGUCGUCUGCUUGAGGAAGUGGAAGCAGAAGAUGCUUGUUCCGAGAUUUUGGAUGAAGACGAUUUCAUUGAUUGCAUCUACGAGACUGUUCCGACGCAAGAGUUGGACAUUGUGGCAGCAGACACAUAA
Messenger RNA from Cylindrotheca closterium, 2145 nucleotides. The record is from the annotation of a GenBank genome assembly. Lineage: Eukaryota; Bacillariophyta; Bacillariophyceae; Bacillariales; Bacillariaceae.